Dendrobium catenatum is the source of this 2998-nucleotide messenger RNA. RefSeq names its product retrovirus-related Pol polyprotein from transposon RE2. Lineage: Eukaryota; Viridiplantae; Streptophyta; Magnoliopsida; Asparagales; Orchidaceae. The record is from RefSeq and is a predicted model, not a curated record. The transcript is spliced from 5 exons. The coding region runs from base 223 to 2931 and encodes 902 amino acids.
AACAUUUCUUCUUUUUUCGCACUUAGAAUAGAUGGUGUCGGUAUCCGAUGAAUUCUGUUCUCCUUAAACCCUAACCCCAAUCUCAAAUCUCAAAUUCAUCCCAUUCGCUUUCGCUUUAAGAUUCCAAGGAAAUUGUUUCAAAUCCCGAAAAAUGGAUUCUUGCUGUGGUUCGAGCUUCUGAUCUCUUCACAGGUCUUACAGCUGGAAACAAUUAAUGACAGGAUGGCUCUGUUCCAAUCCAUAAACGAGUCGUCGCAGCCUCGCCGCGGGAGGAGGCUCUCUCGAGUUGCGAGACGAAGGUGCUUAAUCUGGACUUUCCUGCUUUCUACUAUGUCAUUGAUCUAUCUCUCAUUUGUCGGCUCGGCCUUGUUAUACAAGGAAGAGGGAACUCACCAAGUGCCAGGUUUUCCUACUUCUGGCAUGUAUUCUCAAGGUAGAAAUGCCGCUGGCGCUUCUGAAUCCACCACCUCGCAUCAAACCAUAAUUCAAUUUGUGAAAGUUUCGAAAGCAAAAUCUCACAAGAAGCAUGGUCCAUGUGAAGUUGGCUUAACCAAAUCAGUUGAAUACCUUUUGCAGCCAGAGAACUACAUGAAUUUCACAAAGUUUUCACUUGAUUAUGUCCUUCAAGAGCAGCAACAUUACUCUAACAAUUCUAUGCUUCAGCCUAAAUUUGGCGGUCAUCAGACUCUGGAAGAACGUGAAAAUUCAUAUUAUGCAAGAAACGAAACACUUCAUUGUGGAUUUGUCAAAGGACCAGAGGGAUACCCUAGCACUGGAUUUGAUGUGAAUGAGAAGGAUAAGGAAUACAUGGCUCGUUGCCGUGUAGCUGUAUCAUCUUGCAUUUUUGGUAGCUCUGAUUUUUUGAGGAGGCCAACAAGCAAGCUGAUUGGCACAUAUUCGAAGAAAAAUGUAUGCUUCCUGAUGUUCCUUGAUGAGCUAACAAUGAGAAAACUUUCCUUAGAAGGUCAAGUUCCUGAUGAUGAAGGCUACAUUGGUCUAUGGAAGAUUGUUUUGGUAAAGAAACUACCGUAUACAGAUAUGAGGAAAACAGGAAAGGUGCCAAAGUUUCUGUCACAUCGACUUUUCCCCUCAGCUUGUCAUUCCAACACUACUUCAACUGGACCUCCACCGCCCACUUCUCUGCUUAUACCUCACUCCAUUUCGCAUCAAAGCAACAAGCAGGUCCACAAUCUUGGAUCUGCACUACCAGGCACAAGCAAUUCAUCUAUUUCAUUGGAGCGUCAACCUCAGCUAUCUACCCUUCAGGACACGGCUAUAUCACCCGUUCCCCAUCCUAUACCGCACCAGAUGACUACAAGAUCGAAGACAGGGUCUCUCAAACCCGUUCAGCGUCUCAAUUUACUCCAUCACAAUCAAGCUCUCAGCGAUCCAACCACGUACAGUGAAGCUUCCAAACAGUUUGAGUGGCGUCAAGCAAUGGCUCAGGAAUUUUUUGCUCUUCAAAAACAGGGCACUUGGACUUUAGUACCGCCUCCGACAAAUGCACCUGUUCUUGGCUCAAAAUGGACCUAUCGCACAAAAUACAAUUCAGAUGGUUCAAUUGCCAGAUUCAAGGCGCGGUUGGUAGCUCAAGGAAAUCAGCAGGAGUAUGGCAUUAACUAUCAGGACACAUUCAGCCCUGUUGCCAAACUUCCUACUAUCCGCAUUCUCUUUACCAUUGCUCUAUUUCACCAAUGGCAAAUUCAACAAUUAGACGUAGCUAAUGCUUUCUUGCACGGAGACAUCACCGAAACUAUCUAUAUGCAGCAGCCUAAAGGGUUUGAAGAUGCUACGAAUCCUUUACACGUCUGCCAUCUCCACAAAGCUAUCUACGGCUUGCGUCAAGCUCCGCGCCAAUGGUACACUACCUUUACCUCUUACCUUCGUGAAAUCGGGUUCUCGCACAGUCAGGCAGAUCCAUCUCUCCUCCUAUUUCACGACGGCAACACGCACCUUUAUCUACUGGUAUACGUAGAUGACAUUCUUCUCACUGGCAACAAUGCCCAAGCUAUGACGGCACUCGUCGUCAAACUCGAGGAGAAAUUCACGAUGAAGCAUCUCGGUGUGGCUAACCAGUUUCUCGGCAUUAAGAUUGACUACACACAUGAUAAGUAUUUUCUUUCUCAAUGUUUAUACGCUCAAUCUAUUUUACAAAUGGCUGGGUUACCGAACUGUAAUCCGGUCGCUAAUCCUUCUAUCACAAAAAUUACAGCUGUAAAACCAGACGAUCCACCAUUUUUUGAUGCAAUCCUGUACAGGCGGAUCAUCGGCAGCCUCCAGUAUCUUACAUUGACAAGGCCGGACAUUGCCUACGCAGUUAACACGCUCUCUCAGCAUAUGCACAAUCCGGAACCCAUACACACGGUCAGGCUCAAGAAGUUACUCCGCUAUAUUCAGGGCUCUUUGGAUUUCGGUCUACCAAUCACCAAAUCCAAUCUUCUUCUGCGUACAUACUCGGAUGCUGACUGGGCUUCAGAUCCGGCAACCCGAAGAUCUACGUCCGGCUUUUGUACUUUCCUUGGCGAUACACUUGUCUCCUGGACUGUCAAGAAACAGAAUACGGUAUCCCGGUCGUCCACAGAAUCAGAAUACCGAGCCUUAGCCUCCGCUACUGCUGACACCAUCUGGAUCAAACGCUUGCUGGCUGAAUUUCGGAUCGUUCACUCUGAACCCGUGGAUGUAUUCUGUGAUAAUACAUCUACAAUUGCUCUUGCUAAUAAUCCCGUUUUCCACGCUCGCACCAAGCACAUUGAGAUUGAUCAACGCUUUAUACGGGAUCACAUUAUGAAUAAGGUCAUUCGUCUACUACCAAUAAGUACAGUGGAUCAAGUUGCGGAUAUUCUUACUAAACCACUGUCUACCCCUCGGUUUAAACUUCUUCGCAACAAACUGACUAUCUGCUCCUAUACUCAGUUUGAGGGGGGAUGUUAAGAACAAAGAAUAUAUUAAUCUACUGUUAUUUAGAUGUAUCCAAUAAUCUGUUUCCACGUGUCCUGCA